GCUGACCGCCGCGAUGGGGCUCCUGGACUCGGAGCCGAGCAGCGUCCUGAACGUGGUGUCCACGGCGCUCAACGACACGGUGGAGUUCUACCGCUGGACCUGGUCCAUCCGAGAUAAACGCGUGGAAGAUUGGCCUCUGAUGCAGUCUCCGAUCCCUACACUCUGCAUAAGUACUCUCUAUCUUCUCUUUGUGUGGCUGGGUCCAAAAUGGAUGAAGAACCGAGAACCUUUCCAGAUGCGCUCAGUGCUCAUUUUCUACAAUUUUGGCAUGGUUUUGCUUAACUUUUACAUCUUCAGAGAGUUAUUCAUGGGAUCUUACAAUGCAGGAUAUAGUUACAUUUGCCAGAGUGUGGAUUACUCUGACAAUGUUCAUGAAGUUAGGAUAGCCGCUGCGCUUUGGUGGUAUUUUGUAUCUAAAGGCAUUGAAUAUUUGGACACAGUGUUUUUCAUUUUGAGGAAGAAAAACAACCAAGUUUCUUUCCUUCAUGUAUAUCAUCACUGUACCAUGUUUACCUUGUGGUGGAUUGGAAUUAAGUGGGUCGCUGGGGGUCAAGCGUUUUUCGGAGCCCAGAUGAAUUCCUUCAUUCAUGUGAUUAUGUACUCAUACUAUGGGCUGACUGCACUUGGCCCGUGGAUUCAGAAGUAUCUUUGGUGGAAACGAUACCUGACCAUGCUGCAGCUGGUUCAGUUCCACGUGACCAUCGGGCACACAGCGCUGUCUCUCUACACUGACUGCCCCUUCCCCAAGUGGAUGCACUGGGCGCUUAUUGUCUAUGCCAUCAGCUUCAUAGUCCUCUUCCUCAACUUCUACGUCCGGACGUACAAUGAGCCGAAGAAGUCGAAAACUGGAAAAACAGCUGCGAAUGGAAUUUCAGCCAAUGGCGUGAGCAAGUCAGAAAAUGGAAAGAUGCAGAGAGAUGGAAAAGCAAAAGGAGAGUAAAUUGAACCGGGCCUUAACUGUUGACCGUGGGGAAGCUCCCAUUUCAUAGAAAAUUUCAGGGAAAACCGAAGCAAAUGAGGGUUGGGGGUGUGGAGAAAAAAGGCAGAUGUGCUCUACGUAUUAGUAACUUAGCCUGAGUCAAGUGUUCAAUGCAGUGCCCAGAUAUUUUAUUUAUGAAGUUUUUAUUUUAACUUUUUUUUUAUUAGCUUUGGUGUCGUCCAGACCAAAGCAAUCAUUAUGUGACUUUGGAAACUCUCCCUUUGCUCACAUCUGUUUGUCGCAUGCUUGAGAAUUUCCAUGUUUCUUUCAAAGUCAUUGUUCAGCUGGUGAUGACAGAAUUACAGUCUUCGUGAAAAAAAAAAAUUGGGGGCUAAAUUACUGAUUAGCUGUAAGUUACUUUACAUUUUUUUGAUCCAAAGGAAGAAAUGCAGAUACUUCAAAUUUUGCACAUUUGAAUUCAUUUGCUGACUGGCAUAGUCUUGACCUCUCCACCUUUUGUUUGAAUAAUGCCCCUUUGGUUGUAAUUAAAAUUUUAAAAAUCCCCUGAUUUCUGUAGACUCUUAAAGGCUUGAUGAUGAUGGUGUGGGUGUAAAUAAGAAUUACAGCAAAAUCCUCUCGGGUGACCCAAAGGUCCCUGUGACUUGUGGCACAAAUCACUGUGGUAAACAAUUUUUGUGAUGAAACGGCAGCACUCCAAUACUCCUGUUACUUUGAGAAAUGAUAUUACGGAAAUCCAAAAUGUCUAAUUGGAACAUGAAACAACUGCAUUUCAGUACUUAUGUUACUUUGAGAAGUAAUAUUACGGAAAUCGAAAUUGUCUGAUUGGAACAUGAAAAAUAACUUAUGUCUUUAUUAGUAACAUCAUAAAAUAAUUAUAUUUAUGUACUUUUAGAAGAGAGUAUGUUGAUUUUUAUCAGACUUUCUUUGUUAUGAUUUGUGGCUGUUACUGAUUUUUUUCACAUGUGGAAAUAAUACCUACCUCUUCUGUUGGAAAACACGUUUAAAAUUAAAUAAAUUUUAAUUUAAAAAAAUCAAGGAGUCCUCUGAUGUAACCUUUAAUACUGACUUUCUAAUACAUUAGCAUUUUCCCCGCUUUUUUACAAAUAACACACAUCAAACUUUUCCUGUGAAACUCUCCUCUUUUAAAGUGUUUAAUUUCAAGGUGAUAUUUUCCUUGUGAUAAAGUUGAAGGAUCUUAUUUAUUAACUCGAUGUGAAGUAUCAACCUAUUUUGGUGCAAUAUUCCUUGACUCCUUGGUGCUAAAGAUCAUGAAAUCCAGUGCUUGAUUGUUACAAGGUGUUACUUGUUGAGACACAAAGUGAAUAAAAGUGAGAGCUGUCAAAAUGAUAAAAUUAAAUUUCCUCUUAAAGUAUUUCAAGUAAUGAAGAUUGAUGACUGGAAAUAUUCUAGGAGGUAGAACUUGUGCUGUGUCAUAUUGCGUAGGCCAAAUCAUAGGAGAUUUUUGCACAGGGAUCACUAUAGACAGAAUAUAUGGCCAGAAAAGCAUGAAUAAUUCUGAAAUAUCUCAACAUGUCAGAACUGCGUGUGCAAGAUGUAAAACUCUUGUUCAGACAACCUCUUCCAGAACAUUCUGUAAGAUAUUUAUUGUAUAUGAAAUUUGCAUACUUUGCCCCCCAAAAGCAUGCAGUCAUCGGAAUAAUUUAAAUUACAUACUAGUUCAGUCUAAGAGAUUCAGUACUUUUGUUUUUGCUGCUCAGUUUGUUAUGACUAGAGAAUUGUAAAUCUUUGUGAAUAUUCUGUAUUGAUUUCCCCAGAACUAUCCAUCCCCUGCUACCUGAUUUCAGCACAAUAAAUAUACUGCUAUGGGAAAAUUA
This is a messenger RNA of Sorex fumeus (smoky shrew), 2775 nucleotides long. It is a transcript of the gene ELOVL4, whose product is annotated as ELOVL fatty acid elongase 4. Bases 14 to 940 code for a protein of 308 amino acids. The transcript is spliced from 6 exons. Gene Ontology annotation, biological process: very long-chain fatty acid biosynthetic process; fatty acid elongation, saturated fatty acid; fatty acid elongation, monounsaturated fatty acid. NCBI's taxonomy places the organism in Eukaryota, Metazoa, Chordata, Mammalia, Eulipotyphla, Soricidae. The record is from RefSeq and is a predicted model, not a curated record. Gene Ontology annotation, molecular function: fatty acid elongase activity. Gene Ontology annotation, cellular component: endoplasmic reticulum membrane; endoplasmic reticulum.